Drosophila erecta is the source of this 1815-nucleotide messenger RNA. RefSeq lists its product as uncharacterized. Bases 107 to 1672 code for a protein of 521 amino acids. NCBI's taxonomy places the organism in Eukaryota, Metazoa, Arthropoda, Insecta, Diptera, Drosophilidae. The record is from RefSeq and is a predicted model, not a curated record. The transcript has 4 exons.
CUGUUAAGUCUGCCGGCGAUCUGGUAGCUCAGUUAUUGAAUUAUUAUUGGCAACACUAGAGUAACUCUUUUCGCUCUUGGAUAAAAUACUUAAUCAAGCCGCUUUAAUGCCGCUAACAAUUACAAAAUUUCGCAAUUCGAGUGGGGGCGUGGUGGCCGCACAGCCCACAGUGGUCCUGCACCCCAAAACAAUAGAUUCCCAGGAUAACACAAAGAAACCGUUUGCAAAAUUGGAGCCGGGUAAUGCCUCAGUGAGGGUUACUACUGGCGGUAUAGUUCUCAACAAAAUACCAGCGCUUGUUAGGUCAAGUAUGAAGAGGGCAGCAACAGGAACGAUAACUGGAGCCGCGGCCGCGGGAGCAACAACAACAACAACAACAACAACAGCGUCAACUGGUACAGUGGGAUAUCCCGUUCUCAAAACACCCAAGUAUGUGAUUCAGACUGGUCCAAGCGGAUCCUCUGGCCAUCAGCUCCAGAUGCUGGCGAAAAAGUACACCCAAAGCUUGGGAAUGGCCAUAAAUUCUCUGCCGCCGAACACAAUCAUCAAGGCAACGACAAGACCUGCGCAAACAACGCCUUUGACUCCGAUUUCAGCGGUUGUUACUUCGUCGCCAAGCACACCAAGCAUGCGUAGGAAUUCCACUCAGUUCACACCAACUGUGGCAGCUGUUUCCUCCGCCGUGCGACAAACUGUGUUUAUCAAGAGGGAACUACCACAGCCGCAGAGGAGCAUGCGAAGUAUGACACUUGGUUUGGUGGAACAAGCGCCACUACUUCAUUUGGGUGUUGCUCCAGAGCACCUGUCACUACUGAAACGCCAGAUCUGCCGCAAUGCUAAUGUCACCCACCUGGACUGUUGCUUGACUCUAAGGAAACUCAAACAAAACGAACAGUUUGCCCUGUUGGCCGAGAACUUUGAGCUGAGCGAAUCAGAUGUCGAGGACACGUUCAAGCGCACCCUUAUCAAGCUGGCACGUUACCUCCGUCCACUGAUUCGGUGGCCAGAUGCACGGCACCACAACGAGCGCUUCAAGCAUACCCCAUUCGAUUACCGGGCCAACCUGCUGCAUGUGCGGUCGUUGAUCGAGUGUGUGGAAACGAAUGUGCCGAUUGAUCUGGGAUUGGGCUGCGACAGCUAUAAAUUCAUAUUAUGCAUCAAUACGAAUGGCAUCAUCAGUUAUGUGUCCAGCGCCUUUCCGGGCAGUUGCGAUGAUCUUCAGUUGUUUGAGGCCAGCAGAUUUCGGGAUGUCAUUCCCAAGUACCUGACACUAUGCGCGGAACCAGGCAAAGCAGUACACCGUGCUCGCAGGUCGGGCGGCGGAGAUACCCACGACUCAGCGGAUGAGGAUAAUGCUGUGGCAGAACCAAAGCGAUCUCUUACCAAAUUCGAGGCACAACGGCUGGGUGGGCAGCUAGCAAACCAGCAAUCCCUAUCCGUUGUAGAUGGAGCACUGACUUCUAAGCGUGCUCCAGCGAUUCAACUGCCCACAUUCAAUGCCCAAGAACCCGCCUGUAGAUCUCAAAUGAGGGAUAUGAUCGAUUGUUUUAGGGAAUUCCAGAUGCUGGAUAAUGGAGCUAUUCAGCAAAAGUCAUUGCUGGGAUAUCUUGAUGAAAUGAUCGUGGUGGCUGCUGCUUUAUGCAACCUUAAGCGCCAGGAGCUACUAUCUUAAAUAACAAAUAAGGUCUGUUUUAGGGCCAACAAUUUGUCCUUGUUCUAGUUACUAGAAAUAAGCACUUUUCAUACUGUUUAUACAGUGAAUCAAUAAAUAGUGAAGUGGAUACAAUUUGAAGUAUUACAAAGAAUGAAAUCGUA